CAUUCAUUUACUGCUCACAAUGAGCAUAGAGAUGUAAAGGUCAUGCUACACGAGUUACUUGUCGCCUUAUCUGGUUACCCUGGUGACAUCUUUCGGCCUUUCCCACCUGAGCCAGAGAUUGCAACAACAUUUGCUAUCACUGAUUUUGCGCUACUACACCCCGCUGAAAGAGAAGGUCUCGACCGACUGGCGCAACUUGGCUUCUAUUUCAGACGCUUUUUGGACUUUAUUGCUUCCUGUAGAUCGCCCACAGCAACAUCCGCCUCAUUACGCGCUCAGUUGUUGAUGCAAGGCCAUGCGCAACAACAGGGGUUAUAUCUAAAGGCAUUGGCCAGUACUCUUGAGCAUCGUCUCGACAGUUAUCGACAAACUAUCAUCCAGACAGAGACGGCAAUUCUUUCUGGAGAAGACAAUCUAGGUGGCAUUGUUCCGCUUUCCACCAUUAUAUCUCGCUUUGCUCCCUUUGAGCUCGUAUUCCCUGCGAUUACCAGUCUCAUAUCAGAGAUCGAAGAUGCGUACUCUUCAGGCUCACCAUUUAUUGGGGGUCGACUAAUUAAUCACCUGCAAAAUAAGGCUGCAUCUGGCGUGCCCCUACUUAAAGAUUGGAUGGAUGACUUGCUUCAGGGUUGCUGCGGGGUCAUGAUGAGACAGAUAGUGUCAUGGACGGUGUAUGGACAAAUUCAAGACCCUUUCGACGAAUUUUUCAUCGUCCAGCUUCAGUCUUCAACAGUGCCCUCAGAAGCGAAAUACAACAGCGAGCUGGGGCGUCGAUCACAUAGGUCGUUCGAAUCCCUAAAUACACGUUCUUCUGAGUUGCACGCGGCAAAUUCAGCUCCAUACUCGACAACAAUCAAAUGGAAUAAGGAAUACGUUUUAGACGAGUCCAUGCUUCCAAUCAUGAUCCCUACCACUUUAGCACACGAAAUGCUUUUUAUCGGCAAGGCCAUUGUUACAGCACGUGAAGCCAAACCAAAGCCAAUCCCAAUUCCUCCCUCGAUGACAUCGCACCAUCGAGAUCUGAUUCUCCCUCUGGUUUAUCGAACGGCAGAAUCAAAAACAUUCAACGUGAAUCACCUCUCACACGCCAUUCAUCGGAUUCGGAAAGAUAUUGCGAACCAUUUAUGGGUUGUGGUCCAAGUAGGAGAGAAAAUCAUCAAAACUUUUGAAUCCUUCAAACGAUAUUUCUUGUUGUGCAAUGGGGAUUUCGGACUUGGACUCAUCAGUGCUCUAGAGGACUUUAAUAAGAAUCGACUCUCGACACUUGAACAACAACAUAAAGCCUCCUUUAUCCAGACCACUUCUACAGGCUCAAUACGCGACCAUGAUCUAGGAGGUUUACUUGUGAAGGCUGCUCAAGGUACUUCUGCACAGGAAGAUCCAGAAUUAUUGAAAUUUGAGCUUCGGAUACUCAAGAAACCUACGACAGAUCAAGGUGGAAAUGUAGGGGAUGAUGAUGGGACUAUAGAUAAAGAGACUCAAAUGAAAACAGGAGGAAAUUAUGAUGAUCAGCUCCUUGGAAUUCCAGUACGCCUCUGUUAUUCAUUAGCGUGGCCACUUGAUUUCUUCCUUACGAUCGAUGAUUUGAAUCUAUACAGUGAUUUAUUUGCUUUUUUAAUGGCAGUCCGUAAGACCCAAGUCAAGCUACAACAGGCAUGGAUGGAAAUCAAGUCUAUGGAACAGCAAAGAAACACCAGAAGACGCGGCAAAGGCAUCAGAGAGUACAGUCGUCAACUCAAAGAGAUAAUGCACGCAGAAAACGGUGAUGAUGAUGCUCAAAGAUAUCAUAAAGAAUCAGAUAUGUUAAGACAUAUUGCUGCAAUGCGCUCAGAUAUGAAUUUCGUUGUCGAUUGCUUGUGGACCUAUCUCCAGAUGGAUGUUAUUGCGCCUACUUAUGAUGGUCUUUUAAAAAGAAUUAUUGCACUUCAGACGGGUCAGAGCGAAUCCUUCUUAUCAUCGUCGUCAACAUCACUCUACAAUGCUCCGUCCUUUGGUGAAUCGCAGAGUUUCGACUCAAUCUAUAACUAUCAUGCAGAAGCUUUGUAUGAGAUCCGUCGGGCAUCUCUCUUGACUUCAGAAAACUUAUCUUUAUCUAUAAAGAAUAUAUUGUGUGGGGCACAGAUCUUUUGUGAGGUUGUCAGACGCCGUGCUGCUGGUCAGGAUGGCUUCCAGUUUGGGCGAGGGAAGAAAGAACGUGAUGAAGACGUGCGAAAGGACUGGGAAGAACUAUGCCGCUUGAACCAAGUCUUUAGGGCUAACAUCACUAAAUUGUUUUCUGAUCUGUCAGCAGUGUCGCGAUCAGGAUCCUUGGGGGACGGCCCUAUAUUGAAAAGAAGUGUCCCUGGGCUGGGUUCAAGCUUGUUGGGUAACGGAGCAAAAUCAUUCGAUGUGAUUCGACAGUUAGAUCAGCUGCUAUUGAGGCUAGAGUACUCGAAGCGCAUGUGGUUCAGUAAUGAUAAUAAGGCUGCUCGAGACCACAGCAACCAAGGGAACAGAGAUCAAGAUCGUGAGGGUUAAUAUAAUAAAGUUAAGGGGUGUAAGACAAAGCG
Messenger RNA from Lobosporangium transversale, 2546 nucleotides. Its product is annotated as gamma-tubulin complex component protein. The transcript is spliced from 2 exons. NCBI's taxonomy places the organism in Eukaryota, Fungi, Mortierellomycota, Mortierellomycetes, Mortierellales, Mortierellaceae. Gene Ontology annotation, cellular component: equatorial microtubule organizing center; centrosome; spindle pole. The record is from RefSeq and is a predicted model, not a curated record. Bases 43 to 2514 code for a protein of 823 amino acids. Gene Ontology annotation, biological process: meiotic cell cycle; mitotic cell cycle; cytoplasmic microtubule organization. Gene Ontology annotation, molecular function: gamma-tubulin binding; microtubule minus-end binding.